AUGAGGAAGCGCCUGGAGCCCCGUCUCGUCUGGGCGCUGGACACCGCCUCCGCCUCGCCCGCCCACCUGCCGCCCCCAUCGCCCUCCUCGUCCCCGAAGCCGCCCCGCCCCGCGGCACCGUUCCUCGCCGUGCUUUUCCGCCGGGGCCGCGCGGACGCCGCGGCGCUCCUCAACCGCCGCCUCCGCGGGGCGCCCGUCCCGGAGGCCCGCUCCCUCCUCUCCGCGCUCCCGGACGUCCGCGACGCCGUCUCCUACAACACCGUCCUCGCCGCGCUCUGCCGCCAGCGCGUGGGCGGUGGCGACCACCUGCACCAGGCGCUCUCCCUCCUCGCCGACAUGUCGCAGGAGGCGCACCCGGACACCCGCCCCAACGCCGUGUCCUACACCACGGUCAUGCGGGGGCUCUGCGCGUCGCGCCGCACGGGGGAGGCCGUCGCGUUGCUCCGGUCCAUGCAGGCCAGCGGCGUCUGCGCCGACGUCGUCACGUACGGCACGCUCAUCCGUGGGCUCUGCGACGCCGCGGAGCUCGACGCGGCGUUGGAGCUGCUGGCUGAGAUGUGCGGGAGUGGUGUUCAGCCCAACGUGGUCGUGUACAGCUGCUUGCUUCGUGGGUACUGCAGGUCCGGCAGGUGGCGGGAUGUAGGCAAGGUGUUUGAAGAAAUGUCCCGCCGGGGGAUCGAACCGGAUGUGAUCAUGUUCACUGGUUUAAUCGAUGACUUGUGUAAAGAGGGAAGGACGGGUAAGGCUGCAAAGGUGAAGGACAUGAUGGUGCAGCGGGGGCUGGAGCCAAAUGUAGUGACAUACAAUGUGCUCAUCAAUUCCCUGUGCAAGGAAGGAUCGGUAAGGGAGGCGCUUGCAUUGAGGAAGGAGAUGGAUGACAAGGGUGUGGCACUGGAUGUUGUGACAUACAAUACCCUGAUCGCAGGGCUUUCUGGUGUGCUUGAGAUGGAUGAGGCAAUGGGUUUGCUUGAGGAGAUGAUUCAGGGAGAUACUGUAGUUGAGCCUGAUGUGGUGACUUUCAACUCAAUUAUACAUGGACUAUGUAAGAUCGGUCGGAUGAGACAAGCAGUCAAAGUUCGUGAGAUGAUGACCGAGAGGGGGUGUAUGUGUAACUUGGUGACUUUCAAUUAUCUGAUUGGUGGAUUCCUUAGGGUUCACAAGGUUAAGAUGGCUAUGAACUUAAUGGAUGAGCUGGCUAGUUCUGGAUUGGAACCUGAUUCAUUCACCUAUAGCAUAUUGAUAAAUGGCUUCAGCAAGAUGUGGGAAGUUGACCGUGCGGAAAUGUUCUUGCGUACAAUGAGGCAACAUGGGAUAAAAGCCGAGCUAUUUCACUAUAUUCCUUUGCUUGCAGCUAUGUGUCAACAGGGAAUGAUGGAGCAAGCUAUGGUUCUGUUCAAUGAAAUGGAUAAGAACUGCGGGCUCGAUGCUGUCGCAUAUAACACAAUGAUCCAUGGCGCUUGCAAAUCAGGGGAUACGAAAAUGGUUAAACAGUUGAUUAAGGAUAUGCUUGUUGAGGGUCUGGCUCCUGAUGCCGUGACAUAUUCAAUGCUAAUCAACAUGUAUGCAAAAUUAGGAGACCUAGAAGAAGCUGAGAGGGUGCUUAAACAGAUGACUGCAAGUGGCUUUGUGCCUGAUGUUGCUGUAUUUGAUUCACUGAUCAAAGGCUAUAGUGCUGAAGGCCAGAUAAACAAGGUUCUGAAAUUGAUACAUGAAAUGAGAGCCAAGAAUGUAGCUCUUGAUCCAAAAAUUAUCUCGACCAUUAUCCGCCUUCCUGAACAGACGCCACUGCUCUGGUCUGCCACCACCGCCUCGGUCCCUCACAGCCAUGGGCCAUCAAUAUUGCAAUCAGCUCCACCAUCCCUCACUCCCGUCCACCACUAUCAUGUAGCCUUGACCAGUCGUGCCCUGUGA
Molecule: messenger RNA, 1911 nt
Organism: Miscanthus lutarioriparius
Lineage: Eukaryota; Viridiplantae; Streptophyta; Magnoliopsida; Poales; Poaceae
Source: the annotation of a GenBank genome assembly